AUGAAGCUUUUGCUGCCUUUUUUGACUUUGUCGCAUGCUGCGUCAAACUACUUGGAAAAAAGCCUCGGCUACGUCAAAAUAACUCCUCCGUCAAAUUUCACUGGCCUCCAAGCCCGUCGACCAAGCAGUCAAUAUCAAGGAGGACGAGACACUUUUGGCGCUGAAACUGUCGAUCGAAACUUUGCCGAGCCUGGCCUCAGUGUUGAUGACUUGGACCUGGGAAAUCGAAUGCCACAGCCACUAAGGUGCAACAAUCCGUUGGUGAGAGGAGUCGUCGACUCGAGAAUCGUUGGAGGAUACGAUGCUCAGCGAGAAGCAUGGCCGUUUAUCGUGAAAAUUAGAAUUGGUUGCGGAGGAUCAAUCGUUAGUCCGAGCUGGAUUAUGACUGCCGCCCACUGCUGCCGAGUGUCCAACUUGAGAUUUCUGGACGUCACCGUUUCUGAGUAUGACCGGGCUGGCAUCGACAAAAAUGCAGAAACAAUUCAAGUGGAUAAAGUGGUCAUCCACCCUAAGUUCGUCCCGGCGACUCUACUCAACGACAUCUGCUUGCUCAAGUUGAAGAAGCCGAUUGAAUUUAACAUGCACGCCCAGCCAGUCUGCCUGCCCGAAAAGAACUCUCGAAUCGAUCAGGUGAAAUUGGGCGAAGGACCACUUUGCUAUGUCGCCGGUUGGGGACGGGUUGGAGAGACGGAAGGAACGGCUCGAAUCCUCCAAGAGACACAGGUACCAAUUAUCCCAAAUAAAGUCUGCGAUGCCGCCUAUGCCCGAAACAAAGUCCAUGAAGACGAAAUGAUGUGUGCCGGCUAUGCUGAAGGAGGAAUCGACGCCUGCCAGGGCGAUUCCGGCGGACCAAUGAUCUGCGUCGAAAACGACCAGCCAGUUCUUCGAGGAGUCGUUUCUUGGGGAAUCGGUUGUGCGCGUGUUGGACUCUAUGGCGUUUACACUAGAACUUCCUCAUACAUCGACUGGAUCCGAAAAACCGUCAAUCCAAACGACCAAACUUUCGCAGAACUCCAAAACAAUCCCCCAGCAACAGAAGCUCCACCAAAAUCUCCCAAGCCAACAAUUCCAUCUGGAACCAGCACCAUUCACCCCCGAUGCGGCGAUCCGACUAAGAAAGGCUUCAAAAUCGCGAAAAACGUCCUCGUCUCUUGCCACAGCAGCCAAUGUGAUUUCAAGUGCCCGGAUGGAAUGAGACCUUCUUUCGCCAAAGCUAUUUGCAAUUUGAAGAAAAGAAAAUUCGCGCCAAAGAAAGUCAAGAAAACGAUCCACUGUAUCGGAGAUGAACCAAGCGAGCCACCAGUUCAAAGCUCUUCCGGGGGCUUCAACUCGAAUCCUUCUCCUGAUGUUGCUGCAGAACUAAAUUCUGGAAAUGCGAUGACGCAAUGUGGAAACAUCGUCAAAAAAUUCCGACUUGAUACAUCAGCUCUGUCUGUCGACUGCAAAAAUGAUGUCUGCCAGCUUUCGUGCAUUGAUGAAAACAUGAGGCCCACUCUCGACAAGAUCUCCUGCAGGGUCCAAGGAAAGAAAAAGAAGACAAUGCCAAAGAAGGCAAAAGUCAAAUGCGUCGUGAAGCAAAAUUCCCAAGCGAUGCGACACGUUGGAUCAGAAGCUGAGGAGACAUGUGGAUAUAUGCCUAUUAGAACGUCCGAUCCAGUGGAUUAUUUUUGCGAGGGAAUGGAAUGCUACUUUUUCUGCCCAAACGACGAUCUCAAGCCAACUCAUGAUAAAAUCACCUGCAACCCGAAAAAGGGAAAAUGGUGGCCCAAGCGAUUCCACGUCUUCUGCCAAUAA
Molecule: messenger RNA, 1794 nt
Organism: Oikopleura dioica
Lineage: Eukaryota; Metazoa; Chordata; Appendicularia; Copelata; Oikopleuridae
Source: the annotation of a GenBank genome assembly